Daktulosphaira vitifoliae (grape phylloxera) is the source of this 910-nucleotide messenger RNA. RefSeq lists its product as uncharacterized. NCBI's taxonomy places the organism in Eukaryota, Metazoa, Arthropoda, Insecta, Hemiptera, Phylloxeridae. Bases 68 to 910 code for a protein of 280 amino acids. The record is from RefSeq and is a predicted model, not a curated record. The transcript is spliced from 10 exons.
GAUAUUUUUGAAAUUAUAUUGUCAGUACUAGACUGACAUUACUGUUACAGUAGUAAUCAAAUUAAAAAUGGGUUUCUAUUCAUGUUUUGAAUUAUUAUUCUUUUUUAUGUGUGUAAUUACCUUAACUAAAUUUUCAACUGAGAUGUCCUUUUCCAAUGAAGAAACUAAUAACUAUGAUUCAGAUCAAAGUAAUGGAUCAAGUGAAGAAAUUUAUUUUUCAAAUGAGAGUAAUGGAUCAAGCGAUGAAAUUUAUUUUUCAAAUGAGGAUGAUGAUGUUGAUGUUGAUGGUUUAAAUUUAUCCGAUGUUUCAUGGGAGGAUUGUGAUUUGGAUAAUAUUGAAACAGAUUUAUGGCAUCUUUCCUUUGAGGAUGAAGAAAAACCAAUAGAAUAUGAACGAUUCGAUAUAUUCAAUCCUUCAAAUGAGAUAAAUUAUCCCUUAUCAUUUUAUCUUUCACAAAUAAAUGCAAAAAAAUUUGCUGUUCAUUCUGAUGUUAAGGGUAGAAUUAGUAUUAAAAAAAUGAUAGAUAUAGGACCCGAAUUUGAAGAAGAUCCAACUGAAUACCAAAAAUACAUUGCAGGGAACAUUGUUUCAGAUGAUGUAUGGAUGCCUGUCAAUUCAAUUUUUAUAUCAUUAUUCAAAAAAUUGAGAAAGUUUGAAAUUAAAUUUAACGAGGACCUUCUUAUUGGUGACACAAAUAAGAACGACACCGNAAAAAAAAAAACGUACAAGAUGAUAGAACACUUUUACGAUGAUAUUGGAGAUACUAAAUAUGUUAUUUGGACUUUUGAUAAAGAUGAAGAUGACUAUGUUAAGAAAUAUAGUUCAAAUACGCAAGAUGAUACGCACGAUCAUAAGCUUUUUUUACUUGGUUUUGAUGUUUUUAAACGUAUCAAAAGUGAUAUUAAGUAA